GCGAGAGAGAUCGAGAGAGAGAGAGAGAGAGAUGGGGAGCUCUGCCUCUGAGACCGAGUCCCCUGUUUCGAUCCGAGACCCUAACCCGAGAUUGGAGAGGAGGAGCAGGAAAGGGAAGAAAAUGAAGGAGAAGAAGAGGGAGGAGGAGGGGGGAUGGAGUGGGAGGCGGAUUGGCCGAGGAAGAGCCGGGGCGGCGGCGGCGGCGGGGUGAUGCUGGAGGGCUACGUCGAGGCGGCAGAGGGAGUCGACCAGGGGUCGGGCGGGGGCGAUGGGGUGGUGGGGAGAACGAAAAGCCUGACGGACGAGGACCUGGAGGAGUUGAAGGGGUGCUUGGAUUUGGGGUUCGGGUUCAGUUACGAGGAGAUCCCCGAGCUCUGCAACACUCUCCCGGCUCUCGAGCUCUGCUACUCGAUGAGCCAGAGGUUCUUGGACGGGCAGCAGCAGCAAAGCCGGGCGCCGGAGGCGGCGGGGGAUGCGGCGGCAGAGCUGGGUGCUGCUGCGGCGUCCUCUGCUCCCGUGGCCAAUUGGAAGAUCUCCGGCCCUGGGGACCAUCCUGAAGAAGUUAAAGCAAGGCUGAAAUAUUGGGCCCAAGCAGUGGCAUGCACUGUUAGAUUAUGCAACUGAUGGAACACUCUUGAUUUAAUUUGUGAUAUGAAGAAACACAAUUUCAUGACGAUCAACAUUAGGCAAUCUUUUCGUCGAGAGAAUUCCCUUCUGAUACCUUGCUGCUCUAUGCCCUUUGGGAUUCUCUGCAACUCUCUCUUUGAUGACAGGCUUGCUGGGAUCUGAUUCAAGACGAGAAGAGAUGGAGGAAAGAGGAGGAAGAAGUCAAUUUGAAGUCUAUGAUUUUCAACUGAUAACACCAUGUACCUCAUCACAUUUGCUAUGCAUGAACCUGAUUGCAUUGUUUCAUGUAUAUACCAAUAAUUUAACUUCAAUAAACGCAAUUUUCUUCUUCA
Molecule: messenger RNA, 959 nt
Organism: Phoenix dactylifera (date palm)
Lineage: Eukaryota; Viridiplantae; Streptophyta; Magnoliopsida; Arecales; Arecaceae
Source: RefSeq, a predicted model, not a curated record